Aplysia californica (California sea hare) is the source of this 1570-nucleotide messenger RNA. Its product is annotated as D site-binding protein-like. Gene Ontology annotation, cellular component: nucleus. Bases 91 to 1170 code for a protein of 359 amino acids. Gene Ontology annotation, biological process: regulation of transcription by RNA polymerase II. NCBI's taxonomy places the organism in Eukaryota, Metazoa, Mollusca, Gastropoda, Aplysiida, Aplysiidae. Gene Ontology annotation, molecular function: DNA-binding transcription factor activity, RNA polymerase II-specific; RNA polymerase II cis-regulatory region sequence-specific DNA binding. The record is from RefSeq and is a predicted model, not a curated record. The transcript has a single exon.
AUCCCUCAGCAGCAGCAACAACAACAGCAGCAGCAGCAGCAGCAACAGCAACAUCUGCAGGUGUACGGUGACCCCGAUGACUUCACAAGGAUGAACCCCGUCUCCAGCCAUGCGGCCGCGGCGGCAGCCAUUUUGGCAAUGGACCCCACCCUGAACCAGUACUACGAGGAGCUCGGGCUCGAUGACCCGGACACCGCCCUCAUCCGGCCGGAGAUGCUGGUCGCCAACGAGUCGUUGCUACAGCAGCGCGAACAGGACCUCAACAUCACGCCCUCCUCCGGAUUAGGCGUGCAACCAAACUUCAUCUUCCCCAAUCGCAUGCUGAGAGGCGGGGCGUCCGCCUUAGGUGGCGUGGCCUCUACUCUAGGGGGCGUUUCCUCGACUCUAGGGGGCGUUCCCUCUGCUCUAGGGGGCGUGUCCAUGUCGGAAUCGCUGUCCAUCCUAUUCGAUCAGCCGUCUUUCUCGCCCACCCUUUCUCAGCACCUCUCUCAUCAGUCGCUCAUGACGCCGAAGAGUAUGGGCGGAAACGGCAUCGGCAUGUCCAGCUCCCAGACCAGCGGCCCCAGUGCUAGCGCCACAGUCGGCAGCCUCUACUCACAAAGUUCUGUCCCCAUGCACCAUCUAGGCAUGGCCGGCCUGACCACAGCCACCUCCAGCCGGAGCACCGUCGGAAGCAACUCAUCCCCCAUCGACGUGGACUCAUACUCCGUGAAGAAAGAGGCGGACGAGGGCAGCAGUAGCACCCUCCCGCCACCCAGCCCCAGUUCCAGUUCCCUCCAUUCCCCUACCACGAGCGAUGCCGGCUCCGACGCGCUGGAUUCCGCCCGCCGCGGCGUGAAAAGAUCGCUCUCCGACGCCUCCAGCGACAACAAGCCGUCCACUUCUGGCCUCAACGGGUCAGGCACGGCGGGGCCCAGCACUAGUAGCGGCGCCAGUGGCGGACCCAGCCCUUCCAAAAGCAAAGCAGACCCCAACAAAGACCCAGCCUACUUAGAAAAACGACGCAAAAACAACGAGAGUGCUAAACGGUCGCGCGAGGCGCGGCGCAGCAAGGAAGAGAUGGUGGCCCUGAGGGUGGUUACUCUCGAGGAGGAGAACAUGAAGUUGCGCGCUGAGAGCUCUCUGCUGGAGAAAGAGCUUGACGAGCUCAGACACCGCCUCUUUAACUAGAUACACCGCUCCCACAGACCCCUGGCUGGCCGCACAGCACGGCAGUCUACGCACAUAUGAUGUUGUGGAGACUUCUCUUCAGACGACGAACUGACUGUUUUCUAAAAUUACAAAUGUGCGUACCUUUUUGUGGCAGCUUUUACUUCACUUCAAAUUCAAAUGGCAUUACCCCUCUAAUUGGUGGUAAUAUACAGACCAAUUGACAGAAUCCAGCUGAGGUUCAACUACACUUGAGAUAAGACACACAUGGACCAAAAAAUCAAACGUAUUCGUCGUAUAUUUACUUCUAUACAACAUGUAUGCUAUGAUCUCUGCCUUCUUUUUUUCUUCCAUUUCAUCAUACUCAAGUAAGCACUCAGACUGCCAAAUGACACACCUGUGUCUACAGAGAUACAAAGAA